This is a messenger RNA of Meleagris gallopavo (turkey), 3320 nucleotides long. It is a transcript of the gene TMEM198, whose product is annotated as transmembrane protein 198. Lineage: Eukaryota; Metazoa; Chordata; Aves; Galliformes; Phasianidae. Gene Ontology annotation, cellular component: cytoplasmic vesicle; plasma membrane. Gene Ontology annotation, biological process: positive regulation of canonical Wnt signaling pathway. The record is from RefSeq and is a predicted model, not a curated record.
CCCGGGGAUUAGGGGCUGCGUUUAGCCCGCCCCGCAGCCGGCGGCGGGCGGUUUGCAGCCGGCGGGGCGGUGGGGAGCGCUGGGGUGGUUCACCGGGAUGCAUUUGUGCCAGGGAUGGGGCAUGCUGCGCUGGCAUAAUUACAGACCGGUAACGCUUGGGGGGUGGUUGCUUUGAGGCUGCUGUAACGUGGCACUCAGAAGGAUAAUCGGUGACAUUAUACAGGUCCCAAACAAACUGAGCCUGGAAGCGUGUCCCAGGAACAAAGAGGUGUGGGACCAGGCCACAGGUGGGAGCGGGCAGACAGAGGGCUUAAUUGGGCUUAAGCCGGAGCUGGAUCCGUCUUUGCAAGGGAUUAUGACCCCUCCGUCUGUGCAGGCACCGCAGGAGCAGGGCACCCCCCAGCCCCGUCCUGACCCCUGGGUCAGUGUGAGCAGGGCACAGGGUAGGGGGCAGCAGCUCCCAUCAGCCUCAUGGGUCGGUGUGGGGCCGGGUCGGGCACACGGACCUGCUUUCCAUAAGGACACUGCAAGCUGGAACGGAGAUGAAAAAUAGCCAGAAAUAUGAUUAGAGGAUUGGCGAAAAUGCCUUAGAGUACAAGCGUUAAGAGCUCAAUCUGUUUAGCCUAUAAAAAUAGAAGAUUGAGGGGUGACUUAAUUACUGAGCAUAAUUACUUCCCAGGCAGAAAAUGCCAGGUAGUGGCAGGCUCUCCCAUCCAGCAGGGAAAGGCAGCAGCAGGAGGGACAGCAGCAGGAGGUGGACGCUGUCCCCCUGCACCUUUUGUCCCUAGCCCAGCCGUGAUGGAGCCAUUUUCCCACGGAUGGGUGCUGGGAUUUGGGGCAAUUGUCUGAGCUUGGCACAGAGCCUGGCUGGUGUCUGGGCCAGGAGCAUCCCAGGGAUGGGAUGCGGGGCUGCAGCCUUCUUUACAGUGGGAUGGAGGAUCGAGUGGGCCCCAUUGGAGGGGCUCACUGCAUUCCCUCUCUUCCCCCCUCUCUCUGCAGCCGGAGCUGGUACCAGGGCAUGGAUUUGCCCACGAGCGAUGGGACAGGAGCAAAGCUUUUGAUGCCUCUCCCAGGACUCCCCAGAGCCAUGACUGCAACUGUGCAGACGCUGCGCUUCAAGCUGCUGCCGCACGACACAGGCCAGGAGUGGACGCACAGCUGCCAGCAGGAGAUAGAGCGCCGCUACCAGGUGGUGCCCUCUGUGGUGUGUGCCAUGUGCUGCCUCUUUGGGAUCAUCUACUGCUUCUUUGGUUACCGCUGCUUCAAGGCUGUCAUGUUCCUGACGGGACUGAUGUUCGGCUCCAUCAUCAUCUUCAUGCUGUGCUACAAGGAGCGGGUGCUGGACACGCAGCUGAGCGUGGAGGCAUCAGUGGGCAUCGGGCUGGGCAUUGGAGUGCUGUGCGGGCUGGUCACCAUGCUGGUGCGCAGCGUCGGCCUCUUCAUGGUAGGGCUGCUGCUGGGGCUGUUGCUGGCGGUGGCCACGCUGGUGGUGAUGGAGCAGUUCUACCACCCGCCCACGGUGUGGAUCCCCAUCGCGUUGCUGCUGGGUGUGGGGAUGCUCUUUGCCGUGCUCACCCUGCAGUGGCAGCGUUUCUUCACCACCCUCUCCACCGCCGUCUUCGGCAGCGCCAUUAUGACCGUCACCGUCGAUUACUUCAUCGAGCUCUUCCUGCUGGUGCAGUACAUCUACGAGCGCAUCAAGGUGGCCCCUGCUCGCCCUGUGUGCUGGUACAGCUGGGUCAUCCUGGGCGUCUGGCCGCUGCUCACUGUGCUGGGUGUCCUGGUCCAGUGGAAGGUCACGGCCGAGGGCUACUCUCACACUGAAGUGAUCAUCAGCCGGCAGCAGCGCCGUGUGCAGCUGAUGCGCAUCAAGCAGCGGGAGGACCGCAAAGAGAAGAAGAAGAAGCGGAGGCCCCACCACCCACCGCCCCACCAGCACAAGGCCCACCCGCCUGAGCCUGCCUACCGCCGCAAGCCCAACCCCGUGCGCCGCUUCGAUGGGGACGUGCUCUCCCCAGUGAGUCCCGCACCCAGGAGCUACAUCCAGAGUUUCCGAGAGCGGCAGACGGGGCCAUCUCUCAACAGCCUCAUCGCCAGCUCCCAUGCCGUGGUGGACCUGGACUAUGACUGCAGCUCCACCGUGCCCCUCACCACAGGCUCCGGCCCUGCCAUGCGGGUAUAAGCCAACCCAGUGACCUCGAGUGACACCAGCACCCCAGCCUGCUCCCACAGACCUCUUUGGACACAUGGGGCUGUUCCUUCAGCCUCAGGGCUGUGGAGGCUACGGAUGGAGAACCUUCCUAGGGCAGCAUGGGACUCAUCUCGGUGAGCCCAGGAUGCCCGCGGGACUCAGCCAUGCUGGGGACACCCCCAGGCAGAAACUCAGCCCAUGGAUUGGGGCUACGAGCACCCGUGGACUCACAGAAUGUGGUGUGAGCAGCUCUGCUGCACGUUUCCCCAUGGCCUGGGCACACUCCUUCUGUACCCUGACACCCUCCUUUCCAUGUUCAAGCCCUCCCAGAGCAGCUCCCCGUGCCUGCUCCUUCCCCAUCACACCCCACAGUGACUCCCCAAGUGCCUGUCCCCAUGUCCCUUUUUCAGAGAGCAGCUCCCCAAGCCCCUGCUCCCACCGUGACUACCCUGAGCAUGUGUGCCCCAUCCCGCCCCAGGCAGCACUCCCAAAACUCUGCCUUUAGGGGUUCCUGCCCUACACACCUUCCUUGCCCCCAGAGCAGCUUGCCUGCGUCCCUAUUUUCCUGGGCUGAAGUGGGGCAGACUUGGGCAGAGGCUGCCAGGGCAUGGGGCUGCUGCUGUGGGGUUACAGCACUGGGGCUCUGCCCCACCCGGGCACUGUGCGCACUCCCCUGAAUGUUUUGAUGGGAGCAAGGACACAGUCUUCAGGCAGAGACUGGGCUGCUCCAGGGACCCCCUGGCAUCACAGGCCAUCGCUGUUUUGCUGGCGACUGGAUUUUAUAGCAGCUGGGGGGCCCUGCGGGCAGCACCUCUGCAGGGCAGGGCAGGAGCCCCUGCUCAGAGCAUCGCUGCGGACAGAGGCUCCCACCUUGUAUAUACUUCUCUUGCUGUGAUUUGUAUUAAUUUAUUACGGAGUGAGCCAGGACCUCCCCGCAGGCGGGAUGUGGGGGGACCAGAGUGGGGUGCCCCUGGUGCUGUCCUGUCCCCGGCUGCCACCCCAGGAACUGCAUGUUUCUGCCACACCGUCUCUGCAGCGCUGCGCAGCCGCCGUCCCCCUUUUCAGCCUCUUUUGUAAAUGUGCCAAACGCUGCUGAGGCCACGGCCACACAGUAAAGAGCCUUUCAGAA